GCCAAUGGGAGCGCGGGACUGCUCAGGCCCGCCCCGCUCCUGCAGCCUCGGCGAGACGUGGGCGGGGUCCCCUGCUACUGCAGUCGCUCGCGCCCGCGGGCGGGCGAGGCCGGCGGCCGCGCACACACUAGCAGGCCUAGUGCACACUCCAGAGAGGCAGCGGAGGUGAGGGCUCCAGUCCACUGGGAACCCAGUCCUGCCCAGCAGGCUCAUGGAGCCUGGAGCACGCAGAGCCCUCCUCCCGAGGGCCAGCAGGUUCCUUCUGGACCUGUAGUCUAGCCGCCAUGGCGCACGGUUUCUCGGUGGGUUUCGACCCACUGGGCCUUGGAGACCUAAGCUCUGGCUCUCUGAGCUCCCUCUCCUCCCGAGGCCACCUGGGCAGCGACACAGGCUCCGCAACGCGAUACCUGCUGAGGAAGCAACAGCGGCUGCUGAAUGGGCCCUCCCGCGGAAUCCGAGCCUCAUCUCCCAUGGGCCGUGUCAUCCUCAUCAACUCCCCCAUCGAAGCCAACAGUGAUGAGAGCGACAUCAUCCAUGCAGUCCGGGUGGAGAAGAGUCCAGCAGGGAGGCUGGGUUUCAGCGUGCGCGGCGGCUCUGAGCAUGGCCUGGGCAUCUUCGUCAGCAAGGUGGAGGAGGGGAGCAGUGCAGAGCGGGCUGGCCUGUGUGUGGGGGACAAGAUCACGGAGGUGAACGGGCUGAGCCUGGAGAGCACCACCAUGGGCAGCGCCGUGAAGGUCCUGACGGGCAGCAGCCGCCUGCACAUGAUGGUGAGGCGCAUGGGCCGUGUGCCCGGCAUCAAAUUCUCCAAGGAAAAGACCACGUGGGUGGACGUGGUGAACCGGCGGCUGGUGGUGGAGAAGUGCAGCUCCACGCGGUCAGAGAGCAGCUCAGAGGACGGGGUGCGGCGCAUCGUCCACCUCUACACGACCUCCGAUGACUUCUGCCUGGGCUUCAACAUCCGAGGGGGCAAGGAGUUUGGCCUGGGCAUCUACGUGUCCAAAGUGGAUCAUGGAGGGCUGGCCGAGGAGAACGGUAUCAAGGUGGGAGACCAGGUCCUGGCGGCCAACGGUGUCAGGUUCGAUGACAUCAGCCACAGCCAGGCCGUGGAGGUGCUGAAGGGCCAAACGCACAUCAUGUUGACCAUCAAGGAGACUGGCCGGUACCCUGCCUACAAGGAGAUGGUUUCUGAGUACUGUUGGCUGGACCGACUGAGCAACGGGGUGCUGCAGCAGCUGUCCCAGGCCUCCGAGAGCAGCUCCAGCGUCUCCUCAUACGCCUCCAGCGCCCCCUACAGCUCGGCUGAGGGCUCCAGCUCCCUGCCCUCUGACCGCAUGGAUGUCUGCCUGGGGCCGGAGGAGCCGAGCAGCCGAGGCCCAGGCUGGGGGCGAGCAGACACCGCCAUGCAGACGGACCCCGAUGUGGGGGGCCGCCUGGAGACCUGGUGCAGCGUGCGGCCCACAGUCAUCCUCAGGGACACAGCCAUCCGCUCGGACGGACCCUCAGCCGCCCGCCGCGUUGACUCUGCUCUCUCUGAGUCCCCCAAGACUGCUCUGCUGCUGGCCCUCAGCCGACCCCGGCCCCCCAUUACACGCUCCCAGAGCCACCUGACCUUGUGGGAAGAGAAGAAGCAGCGGAAGAAGGAGAAGUCGGGGUCCUCUGGGGAGAAGGGGGCCCUGCAACGCUCCAAGACACUGAUGAACCUCUUCUUCAAGGGAGGGCGGCAGGGGCGGCUGGGGGACGGGCGCAGAGAGGCCUGGACACUGGAGAGAGGGAGCCCGGCCAAGCCCCGUCCUCGCCUGGACGUGGAGAAAGCAGGGGGAGUGGGACCUGUGCAGAAGUUUGUCACCUGGAGGCUGAGACGCGACCGGGAGCGGGGCCGGGCCCUGCUCUCUGCCAGGUCCGGGAGCCCCUCCAGCCAGCUGCCCAAUGUGGAUGAGCAGGUGCAGGCCUGGGAGAGCCGUCGGCCCCUUAUUCAGGACCUGGCCCGGCGGCUGCUGACGGACGAUGAGGUGCUGGCCGUCACCCGCCACUGCUCCCGGUACGUGCACGAGGGCGGCGUGGAGGACCUGGUGAGGCCCCUGCUGGCCAUCCUGGACAAGCCCGCAAAGCUGCUGCUGCUGCGGGACAUCAGGAGCGUGGUGGCCCCCACGGACCUGGGCCGCUUCGACAGUAUGGUGAUGCCUGUGGAGCUGGAGGCGUUUGAGGCCCUCAAGAGCCGGGCAGUACGGCCUCCUGCCCUGCGACCAGCCCGGCAAGACACACCACCCAAGCGUCACCUCAUCACCCCUGUGCCUGACAGCCGUGGAGGCUUCUACCUGCUGCCUGCGAAUGGCUUCUCUGAGGAGGAAGAUGAUGGGGAGCUGAGGGAGCGGCUGGGGGACCUCCGGGUCUCCCUGGGUACCUCUGCCUCCUGCCACCCUCAUAAAGGGAUCCCCCCUCUCCAAGACGUGCCAGUAGAUGCCUUCGCCCCACGCCGAGGCACCUGCACACCCCCUCCCCAGCCACCCCCCGUUGCCCCCCGGCCCCCGAGACCUAACUGGCUGCUGACAGAGCCCCUGACCCAAGAAGGCCCUCGCCAGAGCCAGAGCCAGAGCCAGAGCCAGGGCCCGGCCCAGAGCCGCAGCCGCAGCCGCAGCCGCAGCCACAGCCGGGGCCGAGGCAAGUCCCCUGGACGCAGGCGGUCCCCAUCCCCAGCGCCUAUCCUCACCCCCAGCAUGGCCAACGGGCGCUACCACAAGCCUCGGAAGGCCAGGCCCCCUCUGCCACGACCUCUAGAUGGGCAGGUAGCCAAGGCGAGAGGCAGUCAAGGGUCCAGCGAGAAUGGACCUGGCAGGACAGCUGAGCAGGCAGCCGCGAAGGCCCCCAGCGGGGAGCUGAGGACAGUCACGCUGUCCAAGAUGAAACAGUCGUUGGGCAUCAGCAUCUCGGGGGGUAUCGAGUCCAAGGUGCAGCCCAUGGUGAAGAUAGAAAAGAUCUUCCCUGGGGGGGCCGCCUUCCUCAGUGGGGCCCUGCAGGCUGGCUUUGAGCUGGUGGCAGUGGAUGGAGAGAGUCUGGAGCAGGUGACCCACCAGCGCGCAGUGGAUACCAUCCGCCGGGCGUAUCGAAACAAGGCUCGGGAGCCCAUGGAGCUCGUGGUCAGGGUCCCCUGGCCCGACCCGCCACCCUUGCCCUCUGACUCAUCAGCACCCAGCGAUCAGCUCCUUCCUCCGGACCAUUCCCCUGCCCGCUGACCCCUGGAUGGUACGCCCGUUGGCUGCCAGAACGUCACAGGGCCCUUCCCAACAAUAUCCAGACCUCUGCCACUGACGCCACACCCCUAGCCCAGUUCCCCCUACAACCUUCCAGACUCCACAUUCUAACCCGGCUCUCCCCACCGAUCUCAUGACUCUUCCCACUGACCUCAGAUCCUCCCACUGACCCCGGAAUCCUCCUGCUCUCCCAGACCUCGCCUACUGACCUUCUGACUCGGGAACCUCCCAGUCCUGCUUGCCUUGCCUACUCCCAGGGCUCCACGCUGGUGGCUCAGACGUCCCUGCCUUCUUCCCUCCCCCAAGGCUCUGCCCUUUCCAGACAAACUCGGUGUCAAGGACAAGGUGCUACUGGGCAGCCUGUGUCACCGACUCGCUGCUCCUAACCUCCCGAGACAGGAAGGUCGAGAAGCACAAGGUCUGGAACUUGGGGUCAGAGGGCACUUCCUCACGAU
Messenger RNA from Myotis daubentonii (Daubenton's bat), 3703 nucleotides. It is a transcript of the gene PDZD7, whose product is annotated as PDZ domain containing 7. Gene Ontology annotation, biological process: auditory receptor cell stereocilium organization; sensory perception of sound. Gene Ontology annotation, molecular function: protein binding. Gene Ontology annotation, cellular component: plasma membrane; cilium; stereocilia ankle link complex. Lineage: Eukaryota; Metazoa; Chordata; Mammalia; Chiroptera; Vespertilionidae. The record is from RefSeq and is a predicted model, not a curated record.